This is a messenger RNA of Pararge aegeria (speckled wood butterfly), 664 nucleotides long. RefSeq names its product peptidoglycan recognition protein-like. Gene Ontology annotation, biological process: peptidoglycan catabolic process; innate immune response. The record is from RefSeq and is a predicted model, not a curated record. Gene Ontology annotation, molecular function: N-acetylmuramoyl-L-alanine amidase activity; zinc ion binding; peptidoglycan binding. NCBI's taxonomy places the organism in Eukaryota, Metazoa, Arthropoda, Insecta, Lepidoptera, Nymphalidae. The transcript is spliced from 4 exons. The coding region runs from base 33 to 605 and encodes 190 amino acids.
CACCGCAAAACUUCCUUCAUUGGUUUUUCAAGAUGGCCGCCAUCUCCAUUGUUCUUUUCCUUGUGAUAGCAGCCAGUCACUCUCGGGUCGCUGCUGCUGAUUGCGAUACUGUGCCAAUAGAAAAAUGGGGUGGAAGUGCCAUAAACAGAUCGACGGAUCUAGUAAGACCGGUGAAGAUAGUUGUAAUACAGCAUACGGUGACCCCGGAGUGCUCGACUGAUGCGGAAUGCGAGGAAGCGGUGAGAUACAUCAGGGAGAUGCAAACCAAUAAUGGUUUUGAUGAUAUUGCACAGUCAUUCGUGGUCGGUGGCAAUGGAAAAGUGUACGAGGGUGCUGGUUGGAAAGUUGGUGCUCAUACUUUAAGGUGGAACGAAAAAUCCAUUGGUAUCUCGUUCAUCGGGGAUUAUCGAGAAAAAUUGCCGACCGAACAAGCCAUUAAGGCAGUACAAGAUUUCCUAGCGUGUUCAGUUAGCACUAAGAACUUAGAUGAGAAAUACCACCUGGUUGGUCACCUCCAACUCACUGCAACUCUGAGUCCCGGAGCCACGCUGCAAAGUCACAUAAAAACUUGGCCACACUGGUUAAGUGACGUCUCCGGACUUUAAUUAAUCUGCACUUUUUAUUUUUAUAAAUUUCUUUUAAGAUUAUUAUUGUUGAUAUUGCA